AUUUGAGGCAAAUGGAAUUGAAGCUUCAAAUAAUUUAUCACCGCUGGACCGUUGACAGGGCUGGUUGGAAGGUUGGCCAUUCCAGGUCACUCCCCUUGUGGCCACAAUGAUUUAAGUGCAUGAACUAGUUCACUUUUAAUGAACUGGUAACUGAAAGUUCGAGCACACGGUCACUUUUGCUUGAGCAGCCGCGCGGUUAGGUCUUGCAAGGAAGUUUUGUCUUGCUGAAAAAAUUUGUGUUAAGUUAUGCCCAAGUCCAAGUCUAAGGGGCGAGCUGCCUCUGGGCCGGUCGAUGGAGUGAAGCGUAGGCGGGGACGGCCUCGAUCGUCCGCCCGGCAGGUUCCAGUCCCAGUCCCCGAUGGAAGUGCGAGUUCAUCAGGUGUGACACGGGACACGGUGUCCGUGGCAAGUACCUCGGUACCAUUGGAUUCCGUGGGACUGGAUAGCGGCAUCAGUAUUGACAGCCAGCUUGCUACGCCAUCCCCCAUCGGUCUGCCUGGAGGGGGCGCGUCUCCGACUUUGGGAUUGGGUAAGUCCGUUCAUGUCGAAUUUACCCCUGAACCUGUGGUUAAAAGUUCCUCGGGCCCGUCACUGUCCGUAACAUCGGCCCCUGUAACUGCUACAAUUGCAUCUUCUUCUUUUGCCACUGAUACCACUUUAACUAGUGUUUGUGAUGAUCUGGGGUCUGGAGUUCCUCAUAUUUUGCAAGAAAAAAUUUGGAAAGGGGAGUUUGUAGAGUUCGGCGCACUUUUGAAAUCACUGCGUGGUUCGGGUUGUGAUGAUUCUUUGGCUAAAGCUGUGAAUUUUACGAUCGGCUCCAAUGAGUCUCCGGCUUGGCAGAUUCGUCCUCAUAAGCAGGCACCCCGUAUAACAUCAAUUGAGCAGUGGACAUCUGCUUUUCUAGUUUUUGCUUCGGUUUAUUUGUUGCGACACCCUACGCAUGCUCGCCAAUUGCUGAAAUAUGCGGAUACCAUCCGUUCUGCUGCUUUCCGACAUGUUGGCUUUGGUUGGCGCGAUUAUGAUAUUCAGUUUCGCCUGCGACAGGCGCGUUUGCCGUCCCGCUCUUGGGCAAGCAUCGAUGCCGAGUUGUGGUUAACACUGCUCGGGGCGCCCCUAGUACAACAGCCUAAUUUUCGUCCCUACCAGCAGCGCGAUCGUCCCUACGCCAGUUUCGGGUCCCCAUUCGGACCAGGCCGACGGCAAGUUACCGGAGGCCAACCCACAUGCCAUGAUUUCAAUCGCGGGCAAUGCAUCCGCCCCACAUGCCGCUUCGCACACCGUUGCUCAGCCUGCCUUGCAUUCGGCCAUUCGGCAACCCGUUGUCGGAGGAACCAACCAUCUCGCGGGCCGGCCGUUAGCGCGAACGCCGGUAAAACUAAAUAGCAUGCUCCCAUUUUU
This is a messenger RNA of Patiria miniata (bat star), 1398 nucleotides long. RefSeq lists its product as uncharacterized. The record is from RefSeq and is a predicted model, not a curated record. Gene Ontology annotation, molecular function: metal ion binding. The transcript has a single exon. Lineage: Eukaryota; Metazoa; Echinodermata; Asteroidea; Valvatida; Asterinidae. The coding region runs from base 247 to 1383 and encodes 378 amino acids.